Solanum verrucosum is the source of this 1149-nucleotide messenger RNA. RefSeq names its product putative F-box/LRR-repeat protein 19. Gene Ontology annotation, molecular function: protein binding. The record is from RefSeq and is a predicted model, not a curated record. The transcript has 2 exons. The coding region runs from base 113 to 931 and encodes 272 amino acids. NCBI's taxonomy places the organism in Eukaryota, Viridiplantae, Streptophyta, Magnoliopsida, Solanales, Solanaceae.
AAGCGUCUCAUUAAUAAAAAGGGCUGGUGGAGUGAGAGGAGAAAAUAGAGUGGCGGAGUGAGUGUUCCACUCCCCUCUUAUGCUUUAAUUCACCAUCUCCUCACCGAAUCUUAUGAUGCAGCGGCAGCAAAGGCUAAGGCAAAGUCGGAGCCCGGCAUGGGAUAAUCUACCCAACACAGCUCUUGUUAUUAUAUUCUCCAAAUCCUCCCUCAAAGAUCGUAUAUACAACCUCCCUUUGGUAUGCAAAUCCUGGGCUAAUACCUCUCAUCACCCUCACUGUUGGGUCUCUUUUACUGUCGCUCCUCAUGUUGAUGCCUUUGUAAAAUCUUCACCAGCUUUUCUAGACCCUUUUGAUGGUAGACGCAACACCGAUCCCCAAAUUGGCAUUCAUGCCUUUCAGUCUCUUAUCAGUAAAGCUGCUGGCGGAUCCGCCUUGACCUCUCUCUAUUUUUACCCUUUCCUCACUUCUCUUGAUGGCUCUUCCAAUGACGAUGCCCUUCUUAAACUCAUCACUACAUCCUGCCCCAAUUUGAAAAACCUAUCAUUUCAUGGAUCCUUCAAUGCCUCUGAAGAAGUUUUAUUUCAAGUAGUACGGAGCUGUCCAAAUAUGGAGCUUGUGGACUUUUCUGAUUCACCAUACUUUAUCCCUGCGAUUUUACAAGAGAUGGAGAUUCACUGUCCUAAUAUUAGAGGCAUUAGACGAAACGGAUUUGUGCAACCUUUUCUCUCAUCAACCCUCAUAAAAUGCUUCCCAGGUUUGAAGCUUCUAAACCUUUCUGAUUCAAGCAUUGGUGACAGAGACUUGCUCACCCUUGUCACUGGUAAUUCUAGACUUGAAUAUUUGGAUAUUAUGCGCUGCCAAAGCUUGAUGCUCUACAUGCACAUAAUUAAGGGAGCUCAUCGUCGAAUUGCUGAAAUUCACUAUGAUUGAGUUUCCAACUCUGCUGGUAUCUUGCCUAAUUUGGAUCCUAUUGCUGUUGUACUGCAUAAUCAGGGUUGAACGUAUUUAACAGAUUUGUUUUCUGUUGAUUAACAAACAAGUUGGUGACCAUGUACUAUUUACUGUUAUUUGCUAAAUAGAUUGUUAACUUGUAGCUUAAACAUUUUGCAUUAGGAAGCAUGAAUGUGAGGAACUGGUUAGGAGUUGAA